Molecule: messenger RNA, 600 nt
Organism: Vicia faba (fava bean)
Lineage: Eukaryota; Viridiplantae; Streptophyta; Magnoliopsida; Fabales; Fabaceae
Source: the annotation of a GenBank genome assembly
AUGGAAAAUGAAAACCUAGGUCACGGUCGUGGAAAGGUAAUUGAUGAGUUGUUAAGAGGUCGAGAACUUGCAAAUCAACUUAGAAACAUUCUCAAUGAAAGUGGUGGUGAUAUUGAUGAUAAUAAUGGAUCAACAACACCAUUUGCUGAACAUCUUUUGAAGGAAGUGCUUGUGACCUUUACCAAUUCUCUCUUGUUCUUGAACAAUACUCAAACUUCUGAGGCCUCUGAUAUGCAACUCACCAAAUCUGAAGAUUCUUUGGAGAGUGAUUGGAAGAGUACUUCCAUUGUUAAGGAAAGAAGAGGCUGUUACAAAAGAAGAAAAGUUUCACAAACAUGGGAGAAGGAGUCUGAAUAUCUAGUGGAAGAUGGUCAUCAAUGGAGAAAGUAUGGCCAAAAAACUAUCCUCAACACCAAAUUCCCAAGAAACUAUUACAGGUGCACUCACAAAGUUGAACAAGGUUGUAAAGCAACAAAACAAGUGCAAAAAGUUCAAGAGGAUCCACCUCUUUACAAAACAACCUACAUUGGUCAUCACACUUGUAGAAUCUUACAAAGCCCUGACACUACAAAAAUAUAUGUCCCCAGCGACAUAUAUUAG